GCAACCACUUCCUCCGAGCUCCCACCCCGGCCAUCUUUAUUUAACUCAUUCAUGAAAAGUUUUUGUAACGACACUAGAACAUUUUUGCAUUUGGCUACGCAUCUAACGAACCACUGGACACAUUUUAAUUGUUUUUGUAUCAGCGUGCUCCAGCGUAUGCUACAUCGUAGCGUAUUUCUGUCACAGCCAAAGUUGGACUGAAAGCGUUAGAAUGAGAAAAAAGCAGAAUGUGAAACAGAGAAAGGCAGAAACAAUAACCGCAACAAUAAUAACACCGACACCAUUAACAACAACAACAACAGUAUCAACAACAGCAGCAGCAGCAGUCGUCCAGGAGUUUGUGGUUGAGAAGAUAAUCCAUCGAAGGGUCUCCAAUGGAAGAGUAGAGUACUAUCUGAAGUGGAAAGGAUUCACUGAUGCUGACAACACCUGGGAACCCGAGGACAACUUGGUCUGUCCUGAACUCAUAGAAGAGUUCCUGAGAAACCUCUGUUUGUCUGGAGAGAAUCAGGUGGAGGAAGAGAACCUACGGCCGGUGGAACCAGAGCUAGUCCCCAAAGAGGAACUGGCAGGACAGGAGACGGAGAUUCAGGUGUACAGCGAGCAGAGACAUAAUGACCUCCAGGAACCAGCUGACCAGGAUUCUCCUACUGCCCUCACCUGCCCCCUGGAACCUGAACGUAUCAUCGGCUCCACAGACAGACACGGAGAACUCAUGUUCCUCAUCAAAUGGAAGAACCGUGACGAGGUGGCCCUGCUGUCAGCCAGGGAGGCCAGCGCCAGGUAUCCUGAGAUGGUUGUAGGCUUCUACGAGGACAAACUCACCUGGCACUCUGGGGACGAGGACCAGUAAAGGGUGUGUGUGUGUGUGUGUGUGUGUGUGUGUGUCGUAGAGUGUGUGCAUGUGAGUACACAAGUAUGAAUAUGAACUGACAAGCAUCUGUAGGCAUCUCAUAGGUUAAUUUCUCCUCCAGCAAACCAAGGUCCUCCUUGAGCUGACAUUAAAGGCACAGUGUGUGAAACAAUGUCCUGCUGCAGGUAGAUUGAGUCAUCAUGGCAGGUGUAAAAUCCCUCUACGGGGUUGGCUGGGCCUCUUCCUGCUUCCUGUGGUGCUGGGUGAGGUCACAAUGCCUUUGGGGGUUCAGAACCAUUCAUAGAGACGUCUAUCUCUCUCUGUGGCUCUGAUUGAGUUGAAACUAAGGAAAUGAAGGCAGACAGUUCACACUGAUGAAUGCUCCUCCCAGUCUAUUGUACAACAUCUCAACCCGAAGCUCUUUGUCAAAGCCUGGCGAAGUGUGCGAGUAUCUCUCUGGAUUACAUGUCUUUGUUUUUUUUUAAAGUGACUGGAUGUGCUUCCACUACGUUUGAAGAGUUGAAACUAACCCUUGGCAUUCCUCUCCCAGUGUCUUCAUGUACUGUAGCAGACUGAAUCACUGUGGACACUGUGUUCUGUGUGACUACUGAUACUGUGGUCAUAGAACCCCAUGUGAUUGUAUUGGACUUUAGUAGUAGAUGUAGGUUCUUGUAUCUUCUGCCUCUGGGGCACCUUGGUCACAAGGCUCUCCCUCCGGCUCUUCCACUGUGAGAUGUCUGUUGUUUUAUUAAGUAGGAUACUUAUCUUGUAUAGUAAUGGGUUCACUGUGAGAUGUCUGUUGUUUUAUUAAGUAGGAUACUUAUCUUGUAUAGUAAUGGGUUCACUGUGAGAUGUCUGUUGUUUUAUUAAGUAGGAUACUUAUCUUGUAUAGUAAUGGGUUCACUGUGAGAUGUCUGUUGUUUUAUUAAGUAGGAUACUUAUCUUGUAUAGUAAUGGGUCCACUGUGAGAUGUCUGGUGUUUUAUUAAGUAGGAUACUUCUCUUGUAUAGUAAUGGGUUCACUGUGAGAUGUCUGUUGUUUUGUUAAGUAGGAUACUUAUCUUGUAUAGUAAUGGGUCCACUGUGAGAUGUCUGUUGUUUUAUUAAGUAUAGUAGUAUUGUAUAGUAUUGGGUUCACUGUGCAUUACACUCAAUAGAUAACUACUGGUCACCUAAUAUGAUAUCUGCACCAUUUACUUUUUGCCACCAUCCUUGAUAUUGUACUUUUUCUGUGUGUGUGCGAUUCAAAGUUGAUAAAUGUGUUACAUUUAGUUUACUGACAAAUGUAGAAAAGUGUUGAAUGAUAGUAGACAGUAUACUGUUUGAUGUAGAACGUGAUAGUAGACAGUAUACUGUUUGAUGUAGAACAUGAUAGUAGACAGUAUACUGUUUGAUGUAGAACAUGAUAGUAGACAGUAUACUGUUUGAUGUAGAACGUGAUAGUAGACGGUAUACUGUUUAAUGUAGAACAUGAUAGUAGACGGUAUGCUGUUUAAUGUAGAACGUGAUAGUAGACGGUAUACUGUUUAAUGUAGAACAUGAUAGUAGACGGUAUGCUGUUUGAUGUAGAACAUGAUAGUAGACGGUAUGCUGUUUGAUGUAGAACAUGAUAGUAGACGGUAUGCUGUUUAAUGUAGAACAUGAUAGUAGACGGUAUGCUGUUUGAUGUAGAACAUGAUAGUAGACGGUAUACUGUUUAAUGUAGAACAUGAUAGUAGACGGUAUGCUGUUUGAUGUAGAACAUGAUAGUAGACGGUAUGCUGUUUAAUGUAGAACAUGAUAGUAGACGGUAUGCUGUUUGAUGUAGAACAUGAUAGUAGACGGUAUACUGUAUAAUGUAGAACAUGAUAGUAGACGGUAUACUGUUUGAUGUAGAACACAACCAAGGGUUCUGUUAGUGACCAUGGGGAUUUGAUGAGUUACUCUGAUCAAAAUGUGACGUCACAUAUGAAAAAAGUAUAACUGAUAUGAUUAUGUUAAUUUUACCCAGUCACUGAUUGUUCUCGGCUACUCUUAACCAAAUAUUUAUCCACCAACCUGUAUUUGUUACUGAUAAAUCAUUGUUUUGUUAAGGGGCCCAGAGUUAUAUAUGUUCAGGACUAACUCUAGUCCCUACACAAAAUGACUGACACUGUAUUCAUUGUGCACCUCUCCCAUGACUGGAAUGUUAUGGGACAAUGGAAUGUUAUGAGGCAAUGUCUGCAUCCCAAACAGACCCCUACUUCCUUUGUAGUGCACUAUAUAGGGAAUGGUUUGCCAUUUGAUACUCUGCCAUUCUGUUGAACCUUUUGUUCUGGGCUGCCUCUGACUGACUAAGUUACUGUACCUGUUGACCUUUGACCUGUGAAGUGUCUGUCUGUGAAUAAAGGUAGCUGUCACCCUGUGAGCCUUUAA
Salvelinus fontinalis (brook trout) is the source of this 3246-nucleotide messenger RNA. RefSeq names its product chromobox protein homolog 3-like. NCBI's taxonomy places the organism in Eukaryota, Metazoa, Chordata, Actinopteri, Salmoniformes, Salmonidae. Gene Ontology annotation, molecular function: chromatin binding. The record is from RefSeq and is a predicted model, not a curated record. Gene Ontology annotation, cellular component: nucleus; pericentric heterochromatin. Bases 212 to 853 code for a protein of 213 amino acids. Gene Ontology annotation, biological process: chromatin organization; negative regulation of transcription by RNA polymerase II. The transcript is spliced from 5 exons.